AAAAAUUGACUAUGUUUUACAUUUUGAGGAAUCAUUAAUUGAAUUAAAAGUGAUAAGAAGAAACCACAUAUUUAGAAAAACGUUUUGUUUACAAAAUUAGGCAUUGUUUACAAAGCUGCUGUUUUAUACACGAUUGCUCAACCACCAGCAGUCACAUGCCGGUAACGUGUUUCGUUUCUAAUGCCUUGUACGAGGUGUAAUGUACACAAAAUCGAGAUGUUUUGUCUCGUUUUGUUCUUUUGUUAUGUUUUAAGCUGACAGAAGAAUGGCUGAGAAAUGGAUUGGCGACGUCUACAACGAAUGGUGUGCGAUAAUUUUUGUAAACUUUUACAAAGGCAGACAUACACGUUUUUAUCCUCAAGGCAUGGAAUGCUGCUCUGCUUUGCUGCCCUGCUGUUUGGCUUCGUUUCGAUCGUACAGUUCGGGGAAGUUGCUCUAGAAUGGAGUGUGGUACGGUAUCAAAAAACAUUGUUUCCAUAUGUAGAUAAUAUUUUACACAAAUCUUUUCAAGACAGAUUAUGUCUACCCUUGCCCAUCGAUGUUGUUUAUACAUGGGUGAAUGGAACAGACCCACGGUUGUUGAAACAGCUUACGAAGUUGAAAUCGGAAAUGGAACAGCGAUUAAAUGAUAGCAUUUCGUCGGAAAAUAAUAAUACUGAACAAUUAACUAUGGACAAAGCUGGUGCCCACAAGGAAAAGGGGGCAACCCCACCAGAGGGGUGCCCCUAUAAAAACUGUGUUGCCUUGAACACGUUAGUCUUAAAAAUACAUUCUCUAAUAACUGUUGCAGACUUGAAAAAGAUAGAUCCGGUUUUCCAAGCGGCAUCUAGUGUGUAUAAUGUAAGUAUGAAAUCCAGUUCUAAAUCCGAUUCCAAAAAAGCUAGACUGACUGUGGUCAAAUUCCCAGAUGAAAACUCUCUCAAGCGUGCUGUGGAUAGGUCAUUUAACAUAAAUGGUGAAAAGGUGGUGGCGCAGCGAGCGUACCUUACCAGUCAGUCCACAGAGCUAGCUGUACGGAUGCGUGCAAUGGCAUUGGUCUCCACUGUAAAGAUAUCCAAUGAUAAAGCCAAUGCCUUUAAAAGUUUUCUACAAGGCCGCUUUGAGACAAGAGCUUUAGACUACUAUUAUAAAGAAAAAGUUGCAGUGUUGACUUUUAAAGAUGACCAGAGCUAUCAGGAAGCUAUAAAAUUGAAGAAGGGCAAUGUUAAAUUCCAGGGGCUCCCGCUUGUGUUUGAACCUGUCCUCAUGGUGUGGGAACCAUUUUCAAGUAUCGACCUCGAAAACUACGACAACCAUUUUUCCACAAGUCGGUUUGCUGACAACCAGGAAUUACGAUACUCUUUGAGAUCAGUUGAAACGUUCGCUCCUUGGGUUAGACAAAUUUUUAUUGUUACAAAUGGGCAAAUCCCCAGUUGGUUAAAUCUAGAUAAUCCUCGGAUUAAGAUUGUAACUCAUGCUGAGAUUUUCGCAAACAAAAGUCACCUUCCAACAUUCAGUUCUCCUGCAAUUGAGUCACAUCUUCAUAAAAUCCCGGGAUUGUCGAAAAAAUUUAUCUAUCUUAACGAUGAUGUCAUGUUCGGAGAAGAAGUGUGGCCCGAUGAUUUUUAUACCCACGCAAAAGGUCAGAAGGUAUUUCUCUCAUGGCCUGUUCCAAACUGUAACGAAGGCUGUCCAGCAACAUGGAUUAAUGAUAAGUACUGUGAUAAAGCAUGCAAUGUUUCCGAGUGUGAUUGGGAUGGUGGAGAUUGCCUUAACUCCAAGACAAAACCUCCAAAUAAUUGGCAAAGUGUAAUAUCAAAUAUGAAGAAAAAUAAACCCCGUAAUUUUUGCAACUCUGGUUGUGCAGAUUCCUGGAUUGGUGAUCGGUAUUGCGAUGGUGCUUGCAAUCACCCGGCAUGCGGGUUUGAUGCCGGCGACUGUGGAGUUAAACAAUUUUCUGAACUGCAUUCUGAAAUCUUGUGUGAAAAUAGUACAGUUUUUCACUUGCCGAAUGGGCUUAAAGCUGCGUUCUUUAAUUUAUCAGAGGUUUAUGGAGAAGGGAAAAUCACAGAAGGGGAGCAAGACGGUUCAAGCAUUUUACGUUCGGUAACAAUUGCUCAAAAGUUUAAAGCAAUGAUAAUCACAUUUUAUCCAAACGAGACAUUGACCACAGUGAACAUUCGCUUGGCUGGGUUGAAGAAAACUAACGACACCAAAUUGACUGAAGUGAAAUUUAAUCUUACCAUUGAAACUAUUACCAAACCUAAGAUUGAAAUGACUGUAAAAGCUAAUGAAGAUGUUUUGGCUAUCCAAGCGAAUGUCUCUGAAUUGAGAGUCCAAACAACUUUAUAUCCUAUACGAAUCUAUAAUGCAAGUGAUAAUAUGAAUUAUUGGAAUGCAGCAGAUGCAAAAUUAUCUGCAUCAACGUGGCCAACGGUAGGUGCAAAUGAAUACUGUGUUCCAGAAAUCCCUAGGAAUGUAAAUGUUCCCGAAGAGGUUUUGAAAAAAUUCACUGAACUUGAGGAAGAUUUUAAGAUUGGUGAUAUUACAGAGAAAGGAUUCAACAGGAAGAAAGCAAGACUGAUCAAGGAAACAUUGGGGAUAACUUGUAGUUCAGAUUUUCAACCCACCACAGUCAGAGCUGAGAUGUCAUACAUGAAGUCCAUGACAAAAACUAUGUUAGUACCAAGUCAUGGUCAGAUCACAACAAGUAGUCCAAAUAUCAACAAGGUACAACAAAGUUGGACAUCCUUUUAUUUCAUUUUUCUCUUCCAUUUCUUCCUUACCUUUCCUUUGUUUCCUUCCUUUCUUUUCCUUUCUUUAAAUUUCUACCUUCUUUCCUUCCAUCUAUCCUUCCCUUCUUUUCAAUCUUUCCUCCUUUCCUUCCUUCUCCCUCCUGCCAUCCAUCCACCCUCCCUCCUUCUACCUCCUUUCCUCCCUCCUUCCCCCCACCCCCCCUCCUUCACCCCUUUACCCUCCCUCUCUUCCUUCACCCUCCCUUCCUUCACCCUCCCUCCCUCCACCUCCCUCCUUCCGAGAUUGAAUGUAUAAAAUUCAGAUGUCCAAAUCCAAAUUCACCCAGAAAAUUGAGGUGGAUAAACAUCUUUUUGAAAGCUUACUUGCCAAAUUCACGAUACAUUUUGAAUACAGAUACCCCAAAACAUCCCUUCCCUGCCUUUUUACUGCACAUAUAAAUCUUGAUAAAAUCCCCCAAUCCAUUCAUUUAGGCUGGAGAUUCCCCAAACCACUUCUCACGGCAUCUUAACAAGUUUGAAGAAGCAGCCACGGAAAAUACAGGAUUCCUGCCGUGGGAACGCCAGCAAAUAUUCAAACGCAUCCAAGACCGCAAAGAGCAACAAAUACUUGAAGAACGCUACAAAACAACAUUUCACCAAAGAAGCCUUUUGGAUGCGUUUUCUGGUUCCCUACUACACGUGAACCGCAUCUACAACCGGGCGUUUGGCUACAAAGCAAGAAAAGUGCCUUCUCAUAUGCCACAUAUGGUAGACGUGGAUGUCAUGAAGGAACUACAGGCCAAGUUUCCAAAGGAGUUCGAUGCAACUUCCUCGAACAAGUUACGGAGUAAAAAUGACAUGCAAUUUGCAUUGUCGUAUUUCUACUUCGUUAUUGAUCAGACCAAGGAGUUUGAUGUUUCUCGAGUGUUUCGGGAGGUCGACGCCGAUAAAUCUGGUAGGUUAAUACAGGCAGCCAAACUCUGUUCACAACCCUGAAACCUGUGAAUGUUUGAAAUCAGUGGGAAGCUAGUCAUGGUAACUGGUCAAGCUAUGCUAAUAAACCUGCAUCCAAAUAGAUUAAAGACAACACAUUUCUAAAGGUUUUAGUAAUGAAAAUCAUUAAAAAUUUGCAUACCAUCACCUGUUGUUAUAGCUAGCUUCACUACUGUUUGAAAUAAACAAGACUAGACCAUAGACUAUGACUUAGGCUGCAUAGUAGUCGCUUUAUUAUUUUGAAGAUUUUUGAAUAUACUGUAUGGCAGUUUAGAAAAAGAAAGAAAAAAAGGGCAGAAAAAACGGGCGAUGGAAAAUUUUUCUUCGCCCAUUUUUUCUAACCCGCCAUAUAUUCAAAAAUCCUCAAAAUCUUCAAUAAAAUAAAGCGACUGCUAUGCUAUAACUUUCUUCAUACUAGGCUAGGUAGCUCUAUUAGUUCCAUCUAAAGUGUUCUUCCUACAUGUGCAGGUGUUACUACAGGAAGAAACCGGAAUACCUCGGAGAAAACUUGCAGUGUUUGUUUGAGUGACACGGGAAUAAAACCCUGAUCGGCCCCUGAUCACAGGGGCGAAAGGCACCACUUUGUCAGCAACAUGCCUCUCCCUGGAGGUUCAGUGAGGACCAUGCAUUUUUGGUCCAGUGUUACUACAGAAGGAAACUGGAGUGCUUGGAGAAAGUCUGCGAUGUUUGAUCAAGUUCAACUGAAAGCAUAUAUUUCUCGCAUGUGACUGUAGCGGUUUUAGGAACUUUUUAUCGUGGUUACAGAAGAGAAAAACACAGACACUAUUAACCACUAUUCCUUCAGUCUUCACCAAUACUCCACAUGCAUGUAAAAUGAAAUAUAUACAUUUUGCUUUCUUUAGGAACCCUUUCCGAUCGUGAACUGCGAACCCUUCUGACAAAAUUCAACGAAAUUCCUCUCAAAUCGGACACGAUAAAGAAAUUCCUUGAACAGCUACGGAAUUGCUCUCGUAUCCUUGACAACUCUACGAGUAGCGCUCGACCUCCUUCCGAGCGUCAAUAUGGCUACGACUUACCUCCGAUCACUGAGACCUUACUCCAACAUUGCGAACCAAUCAUGAAACAGCUCAAUAACACGAAGAAAAAAGAGAGCAAAUUUAAGCACGAAAUUGUCGGCGAAGAAGAUAUCGUUUUUAAGAUGAUAAAAAAUAACGCUACACAUGUCCUGAAGCAACUGGACGGAAUCAGAAAAAACAAGAAAAAGUUUAUAUGCUUGAAUGAUAAUAUCGACCACGAGAAGGUCAACGCCUCAGUAGUGAAGGGGAUUUUGGUGGAUUUCUACGAAUCUGUAUUCCCGACGCCGUCACAGUUUGAGCUGCCAAAAAAUUCAAGAAAUCAAUUUCUGUAUAUGGACGAGCUCAACUCGUGGAAAAAUGAGAAAAUGAGGAUGGAUUUUAUUUCUGAUUGGAUACUGAUGGUGGUGUUGAUGGUGAUGAUGCUCUAUGUUUGUCGGUGUCCAAUUAUGUAUGUGGUACGCCGUUUUGUGGGGGUUUUAAGGCGACGAGUUAGGACACCAAGGAUGACUAAUCCUACGUCGACGAGAUUGCUAACGGUUUGAACGUUUUAGUCAGUUUUAUCGAGAGUAUAUGAGACCGGGAUAAAAUCAGAGCGGGACGAAAUUCACAUCAUGUUUACACAAAACAGCGACAGAAAUUUUUUUGAGUAUUUCGAAAAUGAAAUUUACAAUCAAUGUUGUAUAGUCUUAUGACUCUUAUCUGCAAUUGUCUAUGAUGAGUGUCGUUCUAGAUUUCAUGCCAGAUUGAGAGGUCCCAGGUUCGAUUCCUCGCCGCACCAACAGCGUGGCGCACUGCCCCAGCAAAACCAGGGCCGGAUAGACUCCCUCGCUGUACACAAUGCUUCUUCGACCCUACUUAAUACAUUCAUUCCCGUUUCGAAUUCGGCCUGGCUUGGAGAUUGUCGGUUCGGUCAAGUUUUAGACCAGCACAUGUUUGCUACGGUGGCACUGCGGCGUACAGUAAGUGCCGAAUAUAUAGUGACAACAUGAUCGAAACGUCCCGCUCUGAUGUCGUUUUGUUUUUGUUUUCCUGUAAACCAGAAGUUGCAUGUAUGCAUUUCUGUAGGAGUCUGGUAUAUUAUGAAUUGCUAUUUAAUAGAAUCAAAUUAAGAUGUGAACAUUUUAAAAUGUAUUUCUGUACAAGAUAACCAAAUUAUUUGUUAGUAAAAUAUUUAAUAUGUUCUCUGAAAAUUAGUGAAUCAAGCCUUCGUGUUUUCCACUUCAAACGUAUCGUAGCGAAACGUAGCGUAUUUCACUGUUUCCAGCGAGUGGAAUCAAUAACUUCGAUACAAACAAAAAUUCUUCAAUGUGUUAUGAUACGGUUGAAGGAGAAAACAGGCUUUAGGAUGAAGUUGUAUUAAACUGAUAGAAAACUGAUGUAAUUAUCAUACGUGUAGAACCAUCUUAUUUAAUAGGGUUAAUUAAAUUUCUAAAUUAUAUCUGCCUAUCAUUGUGUCAGUAUAUGACUAUAUUAUUAAUUUAUUUGUCUGAUAAUUUGAUAAUUAAACUUCAAGGAUGGCUCCAUAAAGUUGCUUUUAGCUAUCCUUUACCCUAACAGUAAGCCCCGUUAGCGAGUCCAGCAUCGUCCAGAAUUGUUCGACGUGCAACUAUAUGUUGGAUAAUGUUGGGUGAAAAUUUUCAACCAAGUCAAACCCAAUUCAACACCAGCCAACAUUACCCCCAACACACACGAGUGUUGAAUCAACAAUGGUGAAUGAUGUUGGAUGUGUGAAUGUGAAUGACGUGUUUAGCCUCUUUUGAACAAAACUUUAUAUUUUACAUAUACUUUUAUUGAUAACAUACUUUUGAUUGAUCUAUUUCAUCAGUGGGUCAGGUAAUUCAGACAUGAUUUGGCUUGGAAAUGGGACCGACCUGCCCCCCCUCCCCCCCUCCCUGCAUGCCUGUCCCCAAACCAAGAGUCUAUGUCCUCUUUGUUAAAACUAAUCUUCGAAUUUCUUCCCGAUGUCGUCUUUUUAUUGUUUUAAGACGAUGUGAUAUACUCAGACAAGAAGUUUUUAGUUCUCUUAGUAUUUCGUCGUCGUCAGGCGUCCUUUCAGGAUGAACGGAGUUGUCU
Messenger RNA from Paramuricea clavata, 6817 nucleotides. NCBI's taxonomy places the organism in Eukaryota, Metazoa, Cnidaria, Anthozoa, Malacalcyonacea, Plexauridae. The record is from the annotation of a GenBank genome assembly.